Sorex araneus (European shrew) is the source of this 1359-nucleotide messenger RNA. RefSeq names its product solute carrier family 25 member 10 (gene SLC25A10). The transcript is spliced from 11 exons. NCBI's taxonomy places the organism in Eukaryota, Metazoa, Chordata, Mammalia, Eulipotyphla, Soricidae. Gene Ontology annotation, biological process: thiosulfate transport; oxaloacetate transport; malate transmembrane transport. The record is from RefSeq and is a predicted model, not a curated record. Bases 115 to 978 code for a protein of 287 amino acids. Gene Ontology annotation, molecular function: malate transmembrane transporter activity; antiporter activity; thiosulfate transmembrane transporter activity.
GGCCGCGGGCACGGGCGGCGCUUUGAACCGGGCGCGGGGGCGGAGCGGGACGGCGCGGGGCGGGGCGGCCGGGCUGGACGCCGAGCGGCCGGUGCGGGCCGGGACAGCCGGGCCAUGGCUUCCGAGGUGCGCGUGUCGCGCUGGUACUUCGGCGGCCUGGCCUCCUGCGGGGCCGCCUGCUGCACGCACCCGCUGGACCUGCUCAAGGUGCACCUGCAGACCCAGCAGGAGGCAUCUCUGCGCAUGACGGGGAUGGCCGUGCGCGUGGUGCGCAACGACGGCUUCCUGGCACUCUACAGCAGCCUCAGCGCCUCCCUGUGCCGCCAGAUGACCUACUCCCUGACGCGCUUCGCCAUCUACGAGACUUCUCGGGACCGCCUGGCCAGAGGCAGCGGGGGGCCCCUGCCCUUCCACCAGAAGGUCCUGCUGGGCGCCGUCAGUGGCUUCAUUGGUGGCUUCAUGGGGACUCCUGCCGACAUGGUGAACGUGAGGAUGCAGAACGACGUGAAGCUGCCUCCGGCACAGCGCAGGAACUACGCCCACGCCCUGGAUGGCCUGUACCGUGUGUUCCGUGAAGAGGGCCUGAAGAGGCUGUUCUCUGGCGCGACCAUGGCUUCCAGCCGAGGGAUGCUGGUCACCGUGGGCCAGCUGUCCUGCUACGACCAGGCCAAGCAGCUAGUGCUGAGCACGGGGUACAUGGCCGACAACAUCCUCACACACUUCAUCGCCAGCUUCAUUGCGGGUGGGUGCGCCACAGUUCUGUGCCAGCCCCUCGACGUGCUCAAGACCCGCCUGAUGAACUCCAAGGGCGAGUACCAGGGCGUCCUCCACUGUGCCAGGGAGACGGCCAGGCUGGGGCCCCUGGCCUUCUACAAGGGCCUCGUGCCAGCUGGCAUCCGCCUCAUGCCCCACACCAUGCUCACCUUCGUGUUUCUGGAGCAGCUCCGCAAGCAUUUCGGUGUCCGCGUGCCGUCCUGACGCGCCCGGCCGCCUGCCCCGCUUCCCGCCUCCCACGUGCCUUCGCCCCCCCGGGACGCUGCGGCCCGGAGUCUGAGGUCCAGGUCCCCUGCCCCCUCUCCCCAGCAUGGUCUUCGGAACCAGGUGCAGGGCCAGGCUGCAGGUGGUCGCUCCCAGACCCGGCGCUUCUGCCAGACCUCAGCCGGGACGUGCGUGGCCUUGGGGCCGGCCCGGCGCCUGGCCGGGGGCUGUGCUGGACAGGGCCUGCCCUCUCUGUGCAUGUCAGUAGCUCCCCGAAGUUCCCGAGGCCAAAGGAGCUCCCCCUCACUGGCGGGGCGGUGGCCGCGGCCCUCAGGGACCCCCGCCAGCCCGCAGGGGCACUAAUAAAGCGCAGGGAACGCU